AUGGCAUCCACGAAUGGAACCCCCUACGGCACCCCCUCAUUCACCUUGGUAGGUCUGCCUGACCUGGAAGCGACUCAUUUCUGGCUGGGCUUCCCCCUAUGCGCCAUGUACCUUGUAGCCAUUGUGGGCAACUGCACCAUAGUAUUUGUAGUUAAAACUGAGCCCACCCUCCACACACCCAUGUACUUCUUCCUCUGCAUGCUGGCAGCUGUGGACCUGGCAAUCUCCACUUCUACCAUGCCCAAGAUGCUCUCCCUUCUGUGGUUCGAUGCCAAAGAGAUCGGCUACAGGGCCUGCCUGGUCCAGAUGUUCUUCAUCCACUCCCUUUCAGGCGUCGAGUCCACCAUCCUCCUGGCCAUGGCCGUGGAUCGGUAUGUGGCCAUAUGCCAUCCUCUGAAUCACUCCACCAUCCUCACCAACUCCGUUAUGGCAAAGGUGGGCUUGGUGGCCGUGGUGAGAGGAGUCGCCUUCUUCCUCCCGCUGCCCUUGCUUAUCCACCGCCUGUCCUGCUGCAAGUCCACCAUCCUCACCCAUUCCUACUGCCUCCACCAAGAUGUGAUGAACCACAUGUUGGGCAGCAAAAUGCCCAACAUUGCAUAUGGGCUGACGGCCAUCCUCCUGGUGAUGGGCCUGGACUCCCUGCUCAUCUUCGUGUCCUACAUGAUGAUCCUCAAGAGCGUCCUACAGCUGCAGUCAAGGGAGGAGCGCCUCAGGGCCUCUGGGACUUGUGUGGCCCACGUGUGUGUGGUCCUGGCCUUCUACGUGCCCCUGAUUGGGCUCUCUGUGGUGCACAGGUAUGGGAAGGGCCUGAAUCCACUGGUUCAAGUGACUAUGAGCAACAUCUACCUCCUGGUGCCCCCCGUGCUCAACCCCAUUGUCUAUGGGGCUAGGACAAAAGAAAUACGGAAACGAGCAUUAAAGAUAAUAAGGGUCGGAAGGAAGAGAGACCCUCAGUGA
Elgaria multicarinata webbii is the source of this 957-nucleotide messenger RNA. RefSeq names its product olfactory receptor 51E2-like. The record is from RefSeq and is a predicted model, not a curated record. Lineage: Eukaryota; Metazoa; Chordata; Lepidosauria; Squamata; Anguidae. The transcript has a single exon. The coding region runs from base 1 to 957 and encodes 318 amino acids. Gene Ontology annotation, biological process: G protein-coupled receptor signaling pathway. Gene Ontology annotation, cellular component: plasma membrane. Gene Ontology annotation, molecular function: olfactory receptor activity; G protein-coupled receptor activity.